Molecule: messenger RNA, 6324 nt
Organism: Syngnathus typhle (broad-nosed pipefish)
Lineage: Eukaryota; Metazoa; Chordata; Actinopteri; Syngnathiformes; Syngnathidae
Gene: pam
Product: peptidylglycine alpha-amidating monooxygenase
Exons: 27
Coding region: 721-3663 (980 amino acids)
Biological process (GO): peptide metabolic process
Cellular component (GO): extracellular region; membrane
Molecular function (GO): protein binding; copper ion binding; peptidylglycine monooxygenase activity
Source: RefSeq, a predicted model, not a curated record
GCUGUAACAUUUAUCUUGCUCUUACUGGAUUUCCCUUCUCUAUGGCACUCUUUGCACACAUGUAGAACUUGAUCUCAGUUAAUGAUCACACAGGCUUGGCAGAGUCACUCCCUUGCAGGAGAGUGGCCAAGAGUAGUAAACAAUAGAAACCUUGGAAGUGGGAGUUAGACCUUCUUCUGCAAUCUUGCAGAGAAGGCUCCAAAGCUGUGUAUCGAUCUUUCUCGCAUACAUUGAAUAGUUAAACUGAGAAGGCAGCCUUCUGGUAAUAGCUAUUAGUAUAGCGAGCAUAACUGGGCCAAGAGCUAACAUUUAAGGAUUAUUAUUUGAUUUUUUUUGGACAGGCGUGUUAGGGCCAAAAAUAUAUGUACAAAUAACAUAUGUACAUCUUCUUUCGGCUGCAGCAGAUCCCGAUGACUUCAAAUGGGUGUUUGCGUUUUACAUUGCUUUUAUUUUGAAAUUGUAGGAACCCGGGCAGAUUUGAGCAUGUUUAGUUACUGUCAAGUUAAAACUGAUGGACAUGACCUAAGUUGCCGAUUUACCGUCAUAAUAUACAGUCGAUUGGAGGAUAUCGGCGUGUAGUGUCCUAGUUGAUGGAGCCUCAACCAACAAACAGCUCAACAUGCCAAUAGAGUAAUAGAGUCAGUGCCUCCACCUUUGGAUGCGCUUCCCUCGUCUCCUGACUUUUCAAGCAAAGUCAACUAGGCAUUAGGACCACAAACCAUGAUGGGCUACCCUAGUUUAUGUGUGAUACUGCUCGCAUUCAUUUGGAACAUUUAUGGCCAGGAAGCAUUAAAUCCACUUAAUAGGUAUAAAAGGAUUCAGGAAAGUGCUGGAUCAGAUUUCAGUGAUUGUUUGCCAAGGGCAAAUGGGCCACAGAUCUCCUCAGACUCUCCCAACUUCUCUAUGGCUCUUCGGAUGCCUGGGGUCAUCCCAGUUAAGUCCGACACUUACCUUUGCAUGUCAUUUCCUGUGCCAACAACCGAGAGUCAUGCUGCAUAUGUCGUGGACUUCAUGCCUCAGGCCAGUAUGAACACAGUCCAUCACAUGCUGCUGUUUGGCUGCAAGACCCCCGUUUCCAUCACCAACUACUGGGACUGUGGCACUACACGGGGUACUUGUGUUGAUGAAACAUCCAUUUUGUAUGCAUGGGCUCGAAAUGCACCACCAACAAAUCUACCCAAAGAUGUUGGGUUUGAAGUUGGACGGAAUUCAGGAGUGUCUUACUUUGUGCUACAAAUCCAUUAUGGAGAUGUCAAUGCUUUCCGUGAUCAUCACAAAGAUUGCUCAGGUGUCACUCUAAGAAUAACAUCCACCCCGCAGCCGUUUAUUGCUGGUAUAUACCUGCUCAUGUCCAUGGACACUGUUAUCCAGCCAGGAAAAAGAGUUACAAAUGCGGACAUCGCCUGUGACUACAAAUCGUAUCCAAUUUACCCGUUUGCCUUUAGGACCCACACACAUCGUCUGGGAAAAGUGGUCAGUGGCUACAGGAUUCGAAAUGGAAAAUGGAGCCUGAUUGGGAGACAGUCUCCUCAACUACCACAGACCGGGUAUCAUACGGAGGCCGCCAUGACAGUAUGCGCAGAACGGAUGUGCAAGACAUGUCAGGCUUUCUAUCCUACAAACCAUGAUGUGGAUGUGCAGUAUGGAGAUACGCUCGCAGCCAGAUGUAUGUUCACUGGUGAAGGCAGAAGCAAAGAAACGUACAUUGGGGGUUCCUCUGAUGACGAAAUGUGCAAUUUCUAUAUUAUGUACUACAUGGACAGCAAACACGCCAUCCCAUAUAUGAACUGCAUGAAGCAAAGUUCUGCCAAAUUGUUUCAGCACAUUCCACCUGAAGCCAAUAUUCCCAUUGCUGUUAGUCCCGACACUAUGAACUCCAUAAUGCAUAUGGAACAUUCAACAGGUGACCUCUAUUCUCUAAUGUCCAAGUUGCUAGGCCAAAACAAGGAUGUAGUACACAUUCAAAAGUACAACCCCAGUAAGAUACAGAGGGUCCAGCCAGAGCUGGUGUCUCAGAUUCAUAGCUUAAUACAAAAGAAAAACUUGGGCUCUCCUGGUCCUCCACUAGCUCUCCAAACCAACAGGCAACCUGUUUUGAUGAGGGACAGAGUCCACAAAUUCCAUCAGCUUGAGGUGCCCAAGCUGACAAAAAGCAAACUGCUGUCUCAAAGACAAGAUGUCCAUCUGGAGCAAGACCCACUAUGGCCACAGAAUUCUCUUCAGCUGGGUCAGGUGUCAGGACUUGCCAUUGACUCAGAUUCCAAUCUGGUCAUUUUCCACAGAGGUGAUCACCAUUGGGGACCAGAUUCUUUUGACAGCCAAGCUAUAUAUCAGCAGAGGUUCCUUGGCCCUAUUCAACAGUCCACUAUUUUGGUUGUUAACAGAGAGAAUGGAAACAUCCUCAAGGCUUCUGGAAGAAAUAUAUUUUACUUACCUCAUGGAAUAACGACGGACAAGGACAAUAACUACUGGGUAACUGAUGUGGCUCUUCAUCAGGUCUUAAAAAUGAGCAGUGAUGGUAGUGAUACAAUCUUGCUGUCUCUGGGAGAGGCUUUCACACCAGAAAGUGACCAUAACCAUUUUUGUCAGCCCACUGAUGUGGCAGUAGAUUAUGAAACUGGGAAUAUUUUUGUGUCUGAUGGCUACUGUAAUGCAAGGAUACUGAAAUUUUCUGCUGAUGGAAGAUACCUUUCAGAGUGGGGAGCUGGCUCAUCAGACCGGAGAAGGCAUACGCCAUUCCGGAUCCCACAUAGCCUUGCAUUUCUGCCUGAGAAAAAUGAAUUGUGUGUGGCUGACCGCGAGAAUGGACGCAUCCAGUGCUUCAUAGCUCAAACUGGAGAGUUUGUUAAGGAAAUUAAAAAAGAAGAGUUUGGUGAAAGUGUCUAUGCCAUCACUUUCAGUCCGGCUGGAGGUGAAGAUGGCAUAAUCUUUGCAGUAAAUGGAAACUCUCUGUCUGAAAACUUUCCUCCUCCAACUGGUUUUGCAAUAAAUUAUGGAACUAAGGACAUUCUGGAUACCUUCGCCCCAAAGAAAAGGGAGUUUAAAAUGCCUCAUGACAUUGCUGUAACCAAAAAUGGUAGUGUCUUUGUGGGGGAUGCAGCCAGCAUGACUGUUUUCAAAUUUACAGCUGAAAAGGCACAUCGUUCUGUCAAGAAGGCUGGUAUUGAAGUUCAAGAACUUGAAGAAAUGGAGACAUUUAUCCAAACCAAGGUGACUCCAGAGCAGAACAUCUCAAAGACAGCAGCAGUUAAACAGAAGCCAUAUGUGGCUCAACAUCUUAAGCCAGUAGAAAAUGAGAAGAAAAAGACUGUUCCACAUCCAAAGAAAGAGCAUGGUUUCCUACCAGUGGCCAUCAUGGUGCUCUUGCUCAUCCCUCUUCUGCUUGUUAUCACUGUAGGAGUCUUCAUCUGCUGGAGGAAAAACAACCGGUAUGAGGUGAAAACAGAGCCCGGUGCUGUUGGAGGGAUUUUGGGAAAAAUCAGUGGUAAAGCAGUCGGCAGCCUGAACCUUGGAAACUUCUUUGCCUCCCAUAAGGGUUACAGUCGACAGGGCUUUGACCAACUCAGCACUGAAGGCAGCGACCAGGAAAGGAACGGCGAGAGCAGUGAGUCUGAGAAUGAAGAGUACAUGGCUCGUCCCCCACCGCCUCCAUCCUCCUCUUAGGAAGUUUGGACAGCACCACAACCUUCUGCUUAUAAUGCCAGGUGUAUGUCAUGUCAUUCAUCAUCAUAACUGUUUAUAUGUUUAAGUAUGAGUUGUACAUAAAAUAUUUACUACAACUUAAAUCAAUUUAUUUUAUCUUAAUUUAACAUGUCCGUGUUUUUACAGUAAAUUAGGAUUCUCAACUUGAACAAAUUACAGUGAAAUUAUUUCCUAGAGUUUCAUUGAAUUAAAUUUUUGUACUUUAGUCCACCAAGCGUUUUUCACAUUGAAUUAUUAGACACAUUCGACAUUUUAUAGCAGCAUUACAACCAGGAUGAGCAUGUAAACAUCUGGAUGGUAAAUAUGAUCACAGUUGGGGAAAACAAAACUACAUGGCUCUGUCAUAUUACUUCAUUUAUAUCAUGGGUAUUCAUUAUUAUAAGUUCCAAAAUGUCCAGAUUGUAGUUUGUCUUUUUUGUUUGUUUUAUAUGUCCAGACCAGUGCUUCUCAAUUAUUUUCUGUUACGCCCCCCCCCUAGCAAGAAGAAAUCUAUUCGCGCCCCCCCUCCCCACCGUGACUAUCCUAACUUGUCUUGUAAGUCGUAAAAUGUUGCACUGUCGCAAACGUGACAGAAGUAACAAUGAGAGCGCCACUGCCCCCUGCUGUAGUAAACGCGCAAUUACACUUUAUUCUAGUACUGCCAAAAAAAAGCCUGUUCCCCAGGGUCACACGCGCCCCCCCAGGAAUAGCACCGCGCCCCCACUAUUUGAGAAGCACUGGUCCAGACUAAGUGUUGUUUAGAUGGCACAAGUGUUUAUGCUGCUUGUUGUGCUUGCUCCAUAAAGAUGAGGAUAGGACAACAAAAAACAUAUGCUUGGUAAUAACAGUUACCUUUUUUUUCUCCCAAUUGCUCAUGAGCUUUGACUUAACGUUCUACAAUUUGUGUUGUUAGACCUGUAAGCUUUUCAUGAGAUUUUGGAUUGCAUACAAAGAUGUUUGGAUUUAGAAGAUUUAAUAUUUUUAAUUGAAUGCAAGAUUUAACAGUAAAGGUACAUCCUUCCAACGAUAAAUAUCUUUGUGCAUAAUUCCAUACAUUAUUAUAUUUCUAUUCAACUUACAUCCGCGGCUUGAGUCAGUCACAUUUCGAUUGCAAUUGUGUGCCUUUUCAUAUUUUGCCUUUUGUCAUCAUAUGCCAUUACAAAAUGUACUAUAAGAGAAAAAUUGCUGCUGCUAUAGCUUGUACUCCUUUACUGUUUUUUCUUCCUUAAAGUCAGAGGAAAAAUGACACAUUUACUCAUAAAUGUUUUGUUUUGUGGGAAUGUAAUUGGUCGAUCAGACUCUGGUGAACUGCCUCAUCCAUAGCACUGUGUCCAGGAUUAUGUUACACUCAUUUAAAUUAUUUACUCAAUAGUCCAUCAGUCCAUUUUCUAUACCACUUAUCACUGAGGGCAUGAGUGAGGUGAAGCCUAUCCCAGCUGACGUUGGGUGAGAGGUGGGGUAUACGCUAGGGGUGUAAAUCGCUGGUUUUGUCACAAUACAAUAUCAUAUCAAUACAAAGAACUACAAUACGAUAUUUGCCGAUAUCUUAAAGCCUGCUGCGAUUCAUUCACGAUAUAUCACGAUAUAGUGCUCUAUGAUCGAUAUAUAUAUUUUUUUUUAAAUAAGAAAUAUAGAACAAUAUCCUGAUUUAUAACAAUUCAUACGCAAAAUCAACAAGGUACUGCAAACUCUUUAUUUAGGAAAUUACAAGAGUAUUGUAGGAUACAAAGUGCUUAUUUUAACACUGAACUUUGAUGUUGUGUUUUUUCUUUAACUAUAAAUAUAGAGAUUUGUGGUCCCUGAAUAUUUGAUUCCCGCAUGGCAGGAUUUACAAACUGCACGUGUCUUGUCCGUUGAGACAUCUUUUCUUUGGAAUCCAAAGUGCUUCCAAACGAAUGACUUGAAGCCUGAAGGGGAGCAAAUUUCCUCGUCUUUUUGGACACUAGCCAUAGCACCAGCCCAGGAGCCGCGUACUAGUUGUCGACUCCCCUUUCACGUGCCUGCUCUGCUCACGACACAGCAACGCCGCGCGCACUGCUCCCGGAAAGAGGAAGCAAGCAACAAUGAACUGGAUUUCAAAAUAAAGUCGCGUCUAAUGUCCGAGGUCAAACACGGCGAUAUAAAUCGAUGUUUACGUUUAGCAUCGAUGCCAAUAAAUCGUAGAGCAUUAUAUCGAUUAAUCGAUGUGUAUCGAUCAAUCGUUACACCCCUAGUAUACGCUGAAUUCUUGGCUAGCCAAAAUUGAAGGCCAUACUUACUCAGUAAUCAAUAGUGCAUUUGGUUUCAUUUGGAUGUAAAAACACGGACAAUGUGCUAAGAAUAAACAUGCAAUGAAAGUAAAUAAUUUUGGAUUAAACUGACCUACUUCUAAAUUUGUUUAAGUUUGAAAAUAAACAACAAAUUUGCUCAAACUAAACAAGCAAGCGAAAACGUUUUCCCUGUGUGUUCUACUUGGUAGAUACAUUUCCGUCCACCAAAUACAUGUCUGUUUGCUUCAUUUGAAUGAUUAAUGUAUUAAAAGCAUGCCAUGGAUAUAGGAUGUUGCAGUCACAUGUGAACUGAUAUUUAUUGUAACACUGGUUUUGCUGCAAAGGUACUAUUUUAGUAACAAUGUUAUUUGUGUAAUAAAGUGUUUGCAAUGCA